Sitophilus oryzae (rice weevil) is the source of this 1245-nucleotide messenger RNA. Its product is annotated as inositol-tetrakisphosphate 1-kinase-like. Gene Ontology annotation, molecular function: inositol-3,4,5,6-tetrakisphosphate 1-kinase activity; magnesium ion binding; ATP binding. Gene Ontology annotation, biological process: inositol trisphosphate metabolic process. Gene Ontology annotation, cellular component: cytoplasm. The record is from RefSeq and is a predicted model, not a curated record. Bases 141 to 1118 code for a protein of 325 amino acids. Lineage: Eukaryota; Metazoa; Arthropoda; Insecta; Coleoptera; Curculionidae. The transcript is spliced from 4 exons.
GACAUUUGACGUGUGAUUUGACGACAUUGACAGCUUUUUGUUGACAAAAAUGUUUGUUUUCAAGGAAAUAUUAAAUAUUGGCAUGGUUGACUAAAAGUAAAGUUCAUUAUUUAUUGCUGGUGGUUGUUAAAGGCUAUAAAAUGCCACCAAAUAAGCGAAUAGCGGUGUGGAUGUCGGAGAAAAAAUUGCAGAAAGUAAACUGGCAGGAAUUUGUAUCCGUCUCUAAUAAACAUGGUUUUGAACUUUUUAAACUGGAUUUAAAUAAAAAUCUAGAAGGGCAAGCCCCAUUUUGUGUACUACUUCAUAAGCUAACUGAUAUUAUUGCUUCAGCAAAUCAAGGUGAUCUAAGGAGCAUGGAGAUAAUAACCGACGUGGAGAAAUAUUUAGAACAAAAUCCAACGGUUGUAGUUGUCGAUCCCAUUCCAAAUGUAAAAAAAUUGCUAGAUAGAUAUAAUUGCUAUAGUAUAAUACACGCCACGAACCUUCAUAGUUACGGCGUAUUCACUCCGAAUUUUUGCGUACUUAGAAACGACGACUUAGAUUCAAUUAGAGAACAGCUGACAAAUUCACUAGUCACCUACCCUUUUAUAUGUAAACCGAUAUUGGGGCACGGUUCUCGACAAGCCCACGAAAUGUCAAUAAUUUUCGACGAGAAAUACCUCGUAGACUGUAAAACUCCGUGCGUAGCUCAGAGUUUUAUCAACCACAAUGCCAUCCUGUACAAAAUAUUUAUAGUAGGUAAUAAGUUUUGCUUUGUCGAACGCCCGUCUCUGAAAAAUUUCCACGCUAGUCAAAGAGAGUCGAUAUAUUUCGACAGCAGCGACGUGUCGAAAGCAGAUUCGAAAAGCAGGCUAUCUGUGCUAGAUCCUGGGGAUGUGGUGAAAGAAACGUGGGAGCCGGAUCCAAAAGUCAUGGAGGUUAUAGCGAACACGCUACGGAAAUCUUUCGGAAUGGAUUUGUUAGGAAUUGAUGUUGUGAUAGAUAAAUCGACAGGAAGAUACGCUAUCAUCGAUGUAAACGCUUAUCCAGGUUUCGAUAUUGUUUCAGGUUACGAUGGCUUUCCCGACUUCUUCGAAGCAGUCCUAGAGUGCAUUUCUAACAAAGUUACCUCAGAUUAAGCUUUUAAAAUAAGAGUCAUUGAAGUAUUUGAAAUCUUUAUAUUUUAUUUUCUUACAUGAUGAUAGAUUUUAGUCUUUUAACACACCUUUAAGUCCUAUUCUAGUCGGAGAGCUGGCGACAUAUUUA